Megalobrama amblycephala (Wuchang bream) is the source of this 2097-nucleotide messenger RNA. RefSeq names its product homeobox A11a (gene hoxa11a). The transcript has 2 exons. NCBI's taxonomy places the organism in Eukaryota, Metazoa, Chordata, Actinopteri, Cypriniformes, Xenocyprididae. Bases 340 to 1188 code for a protein of 282 amino acids. Gene Ontology annotation, molecular function: RNA polymerase II cis-regulatory region sequence-specific DNA binding; DNA-binding transcription factor activity, RNA polymerase II-specific. Gene Ontology annotation, biological process: regulation of transcription by RNA polymerase II; anatomical structure development. Gene Ontology annotation, cellular component: nucleus. The record is from RefSeq and is a predicted model, not a curated record.
UGUGUGUGUGUUCUGCCGCCUCAACAUAGAUCUUUUUUUAAUCUUCACAAACUAGUUUUCACAAAGAGAUUAGAAACUCAUUCGUAAUUCAGUCGAAACUGAUAGCUUUCUCGUCAAUAUACAAACAGUGGGCGAGGAUCUAUCAAUUUCUUUUCUAGAUCACGUGACCCUGGCCUCAGUUGGACUGGACAGAGAUGGAUUUCCACGUCAUCUUACGUCUCAAAAUUUCUGCCUCUCAGAUACCCCUACAACGCGGGUAAGAGGCACGCGCACAUGAGAGCAUGUUGUGGGCGUUGCGUAUAGGUCUUGCUAGCCCAAGCUUGAAGCUGCGCGGGUACAAUGAUGGAUUUUGACGAGAGGGUUUCCGUUGGCUCCAACAUGUAUCUCCCCAGCUGCACUUAUUACGUUCCGGGUGCUGAGUUCUCCACGUUGCCCUCUUUCCUAUCUCAAAGUCCGUCUUCUCGUCCCGUCACCUACUCUUACUCCUCUAACCUGCCUCAGGUACAGCAUGUCAGGGAGGUUACAUUCCGUGACUAUGCUAUUGACGCGUCCGGUAAAUGGCCUCAUCGGGGUCCACUGGCUCAGUGUUAUCCGUCGGAGGACAUAGUACACAGGGAGUGUUUACCAGCGGCAACGACAGUUGGUGAAAUGUUCCCCAAGAAUACUGCAUCUGCGUAUUAUCACUCUACAUCGAACUCGACCUCCGCGCACAAUUUCUACGGCAGUGUUGGAAGAAACGGGGUGCUUCCUCAAGCUUUUGACCAGUUUUUCGACACCGCUUACAGCGGCUCGGACAGUGUAGCGAACAGCGACUAUGCAGCUAGGGAUAAAAUGCACUGCAGCAAACAGCCAACGCCAGCGCCAGAGCAGGACUCCGAAGGAAAGGAGCGACAGGAGACCAGUAGCCCCGAAUCUUCUUCCGGAAACAAUGAGGAAAAGACUAACGGUGCGAGCAGUGGACCCAGAGUUCGCAAGAAGAGAUGUCCCUACACUAAAUUUCAAAUUCGGGAGCUCGAGAGGGAAUUCUUCUUUAGCGUGUACAUCAACAAAGAGAAACGACUUCAGCUCUCACGGAUGCUUAACCUCACCGAUCGCCAAGUAAAAAUAUGGUUCCAGAACCGGCGCAUGAAGGAAAAGAAACUAAAUCGGGACCGGUUACAGUACUACAGUACCAACCCACUGCUCUAGGACAAGGAAAUAACAACAGAUACAUACAACUACCGCAAAAAAGAGAUCGCAUACGAGAGGUUAUAGAGACUCAGCGGUAAACUUCAAGUUCGUGAAAAGGCACCAUUCACUUGUAUGCAAUUACAGAGAGCAUAUAUGACAUUUAAAUUCACAUAAUUUAAGUACGAAUUGUUUUAUGCUGGUAAUAGAUAAUUUUGUGGUGGAAAAAAUGAUUUCAUUUUAAGCUCGUGAUACACAUUAAACAAGCAGGCUAUUUCUUCCCUUGCACUUCUGAUGGACACGCGAAGAUUGAGUGCAAAUGGCUGAAAUAUUUGGGUCUAAACAAGGAAAGACUUUUGACAGGCCAUUCCUAUGGUAUGUUAAUUUGUGUGGAGGAAUGUUGUACAGGUUGGCCUAAUGACUUUGGUGUGACCAAAUAGAAGAAAAACUGCUAGAGGCAGACUGCUCCCAGUUUUUGAAUUAUUUAUUUGAUUUGCCAGCAAAUGGAAUUUCCACCGUCGUUGUUGGUGAACUCUUUAAGCAAUAACACUUUCUUCUACUGCCGUCUCGGGAUUGUAAAUUUAAACUCAUUACAAGCAACUGUGUACUGAUUAUAUUCUGAUCAUCAAAAGUUUUCACUUGUUGCAAACUCUGAACAAAGAGACUAUAAGCUUAUUGACUGCACGGAAAACAAACUCGCUGAAUCUCAUCCAGUCAUAAACAAACAUAUCCGAACUUGGAUAAGGUCCUUCUUUAGUGGACUCUUUCAGGCUUAAUAACUGUUUUCACAAUAAACUUAUUUGCCCAUAUUAUACUCUGCACCGAGAUGAACAUUGUCCUGGGGUUAAAAUAAGGUUUGGCUUAUUGUAAUCCAGAAAACAAUAUGUAUAACAUAUAUUUCCUAAAUUAAACAACCAAAGAGGUACAAAG